Impatiens glandulifera is the source of this 1225-nucleotide messenger RNA. Its product is annotated as deSI-like protein At4g17486. NCBI's taxonomy places the organism in Eukaryota, Viridiplantae, Streptophyta, Magnoliopsida, Ericales, Balsaminaceae. The record is from RefSeq and is a predicted model, not a curated record. The transcript has 4 exons. Gene Ontology annotation, molecular function: deubiquitinase activity. The coding region runs from base 389 to 1093 and encodes 234 amino acids. Gene Ontology annotation, biological process: protein deubiquitination.
UGCAAAAUUUGGGUAAUAUAUUUCUUCAUUCUUCUUCUCUCUAAUCUAAUGGAAAAUGAAAUGAAAUGGAAUGGAAUGGAAUGCAAUGAAAUGCAAUAAUAAUGUCUGGUGUCGUAGCUGAAGAGCAUUUGUCGGCGAGUGAGACACCGUGUGUGCGAGCGUGGUCUCUGGAUUAACAGCCUGCAUCUUGUCAGAUAAUUACAUACAGUCGUCCUCUCCGCAGAAUUUGUCUUCUGCUCAACCAAGAACAACAACACUGCUUUUCCACUUCUCAUCACUAGUCUCCCUCAACCGCCUAUUUUGCCCCCACUCCGGUCUCUUCUCCUCUGUAUCACAAUGCGUUGAGUUGGAGGAAAUUUGGCACUAGAUCCAGUUGAUUGAUUGAAAGAUGAAGUUUGGAUCAAAGAAAGGAUGGAAGCCAAAGAUGCCUCUGAGGCUGAAAGGAAAAUCAGCCAUGCGUUUCUGUUUGUUUCCCAAAGUAAAACCAGCUAAUAAUUAUGGUCCUGGCAAGAUGCCAGUGUAUCUCAAUGUCUAUGACUUGACACCAAUGAAUGGAUACGUUUACUGGGCUGGUCUCGGCAUUUUUCACUCUGGUGUUGAAGUUCAUGGUGUAGAAUAUGCAUUUGGAGCUCAUGAAUUUUCUUCUAGUGGUGUCUUUGAGGUUGAACCCCGUCAAUGCCCGGGAUUCAAGUUUAAGAAGUCUAUAUUAAUCGGAACUACAGACUGGGAUGCGGUUCAGGUAAGGCAAUUCAUGGAGCGUUUUUCUGCCAACUAUAAUGGCGACACUUAUCAUUUGAUCGCCAAGAACUGCAACCAUUUCUGCAAUGACAUUUGCCAGAUGCUGACAAGGAAAUCAAUUCCAAAGUGGGUAAACCGCCUCGCAAAAUUAGGAUCAAUGUUCAAUUGUAUGCUUCCCAAUGCCCUGAAAGUAGAACGCGGUGAUCCCGGUGAGAAGACGAGGCUAAGAACAUCAUUUAAUUGCUUGUCUUCUAUCUCAUCAAGACAAAGGCAGUUAUCGAAAUCGUCAAUGCUGUUGCAAUCGCCGCUAAAAGGCUGCUUGCCUCCAUACGAAUUGAGAAAAGUCUUGAAGUAGAAACUGGUUUUCUUUAUUCAAACUUGUCUCUUAAACAUGAAUGUGUUCAAAUUUGUGUGUAGAAGCUCAGGCUAGUUAUGUAACAUAUUUGUGUUCAUGGAUUGAAGAACAAAUAUAUUGUUAUUAUUAUUA